AUGCGAUCCAAAAAAGACAACGUCCUCCACCUCGACAUCACCAUCCCCCAACCAUGGGUCCCCGAAUUCCGAUGGAUCAACGCCUACACGGCCACCCUCUACGCCGCGGCGACAUUGAUGGUCCUACAACGACUCCUCCUCCGCGCCUUCCGCUUCGGCAGCCCCCUCGGCCUCGACGACAUUCUCAUUUUCGCGGCAUGGCUCGCCGCGACGGCAUUCUACAUCGAGUGCACCCUCGCGCUGACAUCCCUCGACUACGGCGUCGCGGUGCAACCCCCUAAAUUCGAGUUCAUCGCCCUGAUGCUCUGGCUACCUCGGACACUCGCAUUCGUUAUGCGAUCUAUGGCGCCGCGGCGUUGACUGUGGGAGCCGCUCUCUCCAUGGCCAUUCUCUGCUUCGCGAUAUGCCAGCCCUUUGAUGGAUUCUGGCGAGCGUUUGACCCGGACUAUCUCCGCGAGGUUCGAUGUGUCAACAAAAAGGCCGCCGCGAUCGUAGCCGGCGUGUUUGCGGUGGUCAGUGAUCUGUACACGGUUGCGAUUCCAUGGGCGAUUAGUCGUUCGUUUGGUCUCAACAAGAGGCAAACACUAGCUCUAAACCUAGUGUUCAUGAUCGGACUGAUCGUCACAGUCGCGAGCGGUGUGCGGACCUACCAUCUAUACGAGGUCUAUCGAGCGAACAGG
This is a messenger RNA of Zymoseptoria tritici IPO323, 680 nucleotides long. RefSeq lists its product as uncharacterized. The coding region runs from base 1 to 360 and encodes 119 amino acids. The transcript has 3 exons. Lineage: Eukaryota; Fungi; Ascomycota; Dothideomycetes; Mycosphaerellales; Mycosphaerellaceae. The record is from RefSeq and is a predicted model, not a curated record.